AUGGCUUCAAUUCUUGAAGGUCCUGAUUUAAGAAUUGUGAUGAUUGGAAAAACUGGUGUGGGCAAGAGCGCUACUGGAAACACCAUCCUGGGAGAGAAGCGCUUCAGAUCCUGUCCUGCCUCUGAAUCAGUGACUGCGACCUGUGAAAAACAAAUAACACGCUGGGGUGACAGAGUGAUUAGUGUGGUAGACACACCAGGGAUCCUGGACACUGCGAAAUCUGCAGAAUUCAUCAAAGAAGAAAUUGUGAGAUGUGUCAAAGUCUCAUGUCCUGGUCCUCAUGUGUUCCUGCUGGUCAUCACAGUUGGUCGAUUCACCACCGAAGAGAAAAACUCAGUGGAAGCUCUGCAAAAGCUGUUUGGUCCAAAUGCAAACCAGUACAUGAUCGUGCUGUUUACCCGUGGUGGUGAUCUUGAUGGUAUGACCAUACAACAGUAUGUACGUGAGGGCAGCCCAGACCUCCGACGAGUCAUCCAGAGCUGUGGAAACAGGUUCCACGUCUUUGACAACACCAAAAGCAACAGAAACCAAGUGGUGCAGCUGAUCAAGAUGAUUGACAUCGUGGUUGAUAGAAAUGGGGGGGAAUGCUACACAGAUGCCAUGUAUCAAGAAGUUCAGGCCACUGCAAAAAUACAAAACAUGAGAGUAGAGGACUUGAAUGAUCACAUGCUCACAUUUAAUGAUUCAUUGCUGAGACGUGUCUUAAUCUUCCUCACGAUACUUGGAAGAGAGUAA
Messenger RNA from Scomber japonicus (chub mackerel), 735 nucleotides. Its product is annotated as GTPase IMAP family member 4-like. The transcript is spliced from 2 exons. The record is from RefSeq and is a predicted model, not a curated record. Gene Ontology annotation, molecular function: GTP binding. The coding region runs from base 1 to 735 and encodes 244 amino acids. NCBI's taxonomy places the organism in Eukaryota, Metazoa, Chordata, Actinopteri, Scombriformes, Scombridae.